Messenger RNA from Penaeus chinensis, 1580 nucleotides. RefSeq names its product phenoloxidase-activating enzyme 1-like. The record is from RefSeq and is a predicted model, not a curated record. Gene Ontology annotation, biological process: proteolysis. Gene Ontology annotation, molecular function: serine-type endopeptidase activity. NCBI's taxonomy places the organism in Eukaryota, Metazoa, Arthropoda, Malacostraca, Decapoda, Penaeidae. The transcript is spliced from 4 exons. Bases 1 to 1362 code for a protein of 453 amino acids.
AUGAUUGCGAGUUGGUUCGCCAUCGUCACAGCUGUCACUCUGGUCAUGGGCCCCUUCGCCUUCUUGCUCCUGGCUACCACUUUCCCUGUCGUGUUGGGCGAUGGCAGACAACCAAGUCGUUCUGCGUCGUUCGAUAAUUUCGUCCAGGCGAGAACAACCAAUGGGAAAUGUGGAGGCGAUGCAGUACUCGCAGAUGGACAAACGGUUAGAAUUGAAGGAGGUCGCAGGUUUUGGAAAAAUAGAAUGUGUACGUGGUCAGUGUCGAGUACAGAUCCUGGCACAAACUUCGAAGUCCGGUGUCCAGUUUUCGACCUUCCUUGGAGCGAGGGAUGCAAAAGGUCCAGGCUGAUGGUUGGAGAUGCCACAGGAAACUCUGACACACUAUGCGGUCGCGGAGGAAAGCAUCUAAUCCUGAAAUCCAACAGAAUGUGGGUUUCCUACCUUCAUCGCAAGAGAGGGAAGGCCAAAGGAUUCCAAUGCACGGUAACAGCUGUACGAGGCAACAAAAUAGCAGCCUUGACUCAGGGUGCUGUUGCCCCAAAGCUGCUAGCAUUAGCAGAUGAACAGCUAAAGAGAAAAGCGGCAGAUUUCCGUUCUGAACCCUCACCAUGGACAACGUGUGAGUGUGGCAUCCGCGGGAAUGGCAGCCUUGAGUAUCCUUGGUUAGCAAGCGUCAAGUUAAAUUAUGAUGAUUACAAUGACACUUCUGGCUUUGGGGUGACCACCCUCUAUUCCUACUGCAGCGCAGCGGUCAUCAAUAGCAGGUACCUUCUUACGGCAGCCAAAUGUGUGACCGAUGAGGACGGAUUGGCUAUCGCAGCGGAAGCUUUGGAAGUCGGUUUGGGGAAUUAUGACGUGCCAAUUGAUGGCCUUGUUGGCACUGAGCAGGUGUACCAAGUAGAGGAAGUUAUCAUUCACCCCAAUUACUCAGACCUGCAAGUGGACAUCGCCCUCCUCAAGAUUCCUGAGGAACUGAACAUUACAAAGUACACACCGGUCUGUCUGGUUAGCGAUCCAAAUGAAAAUCUCACAAGCAAGACCGGCCUUAUGAUUGGACUGGACUACCUGACAGGGCUCUGGGAUCAGGAAGUACCUAUUGUCAGUUCUACAGAAUGUGAAGAUCCAGAGAAGCUUUGCGCUAGAUUUCCCGGUAACGGAAUGUCCAUCUGCCUUGGGGACAUGGGUGGUCCAUUGCAUAUUAAGAGAGAGACGAAGUUCUUCCAGGCGGGCAUUGCCGUCUAUGGAUAUGACUGUGAGUUGGUUGGCACGGAAAGGUCCUUUACCAAUGUUGCUCUCUAUUACCACUGGAUCAUCAGUAACACCGCCGAUGCUUUGUCCUGUGAGGAAAGCACGCUCCUGUGAUGUAGGUACAAGAGAGGUGCAGGGAGAUGCAGACUUAUUAUAAUUACGACAGAAACACAUCGGAAUAUAAAUAAAUUGAUUUGGAUAUGAAGGACUUGAAGAGAUGCCAUGAAACUGCUGUUUCCAUAUGUUGUGAUUUCUCCAGAACUCGUACUACAAACCGGUGGACGAUUAUCCUAUGAUAAUUAAACUUUUAAAUCUAUAUGUUUAGAGUUUUA